Messenger RNA from Hemisphaericaspora subhashii, 1788 nucleotides. RefSeq lists its product as uncharacterized. Gene Ontology annotation, cellular component: fungal-type vacuole membrane. Gene Ontology annotation, biological process: basic amino acid transport; transmembrane transport. Bases 1 to 1788 code for a protein of 595 amino acids. Gene Ontology annotation, molecular function: basic amino acid transmembrane transporter activity. The transcript has a single exon. NCBI's taxonomy places the organism in Eukaryota, Fungi, Ascomycota, Pichiomycetes, Serinales, Debaryomycetaceae. The record is from RefSeq and is a predicted model, not a curated record.
AUGACAACAGACGACCAACGAGAAGCUACUGAAACGGAUGAACUCCUUCAUCACCCUCAUCUAUGCCCAACAAUAAUCCAAGAUACAUCAGCCGGUCUGGCCGGUCUAGUUGCAGCCGAACUCGCUGCCGAAGAUGAAGGACUCUUAUCUCCAACAAUCUUAAAAACCCACGAAUAUGGCUCGAUACACAAACCAGGCGAUACAGAAACCACCUACGAAAUAGACGAUCCGCAUGGAGGAUAUGCAUUACCGAAAAGGCAAUUAUAUACUGUUGUAUCCAGUAUCUUUAUGGGAGCUUUUUUGGCCGCACUUGAUGCAACUGUAGUCACCACUUUGUUGACCUUGAUUGCGUCUGAUUUGAAUGCCGUUUCGGACAUUUCGUGGAUUGCAACUGCGUAUUUAUUAUCAUCGGCUGCGUUCCAGCCUAUAUUUGGGAAAUUAUCUGAUAUUUUUGGAAGAAAAGUAUUGUUGAUUUCUUGUUCGAUUUUGUUUGCUAUUGGAUGUACGAUUUGUGUAACUGAUUCAUUAUUUUGGUUAGUCGUGGGGAGAUUUGUCACUGGAUGGGGAGGAUCUGGUUUGACUUGUUUGGGUACUAUUACUAUGUCAGAUAUAAUUCCUUUAAGGGAUCGUGGAUUUUAUCAAGGAUUAGCAAAUGUGUUUUUUGGAUUAGGUUCUGCCUCAGGAGGGAUUAUUGGUGGAUUGGUAGCUGACAGUUUGGGUUGGAAAUAUGUUUUUAUAUUACAAGUACCAUUGGCAUUGAUUGUAGGAUUGGCUAUUCAUUUUAAUUUGAACUUACCUGAAGGUUCUCCAGGAUUGGGUGCACACGGUCAAGAUAUAAGACAAAAAUUAAAACGAGUCGAUUUCUUGGGAUCAUUCUUCUUGGUUACUUCGUUAAUGAUGUUCUUAAUCGCCGCAUCCGUGGGAGGAAGAGAAAUCGCCUAUUCUUCAAAGACAUUUAUGGGCUUAUCAGUGGGUGCAUUACUCUUUUUAAUUGCAUUUGCAUACACUGAAGCCUAUAUUUCCGAAGAACCAAUUAUCCCAAUUGAAUUAUUAGGCAAUCGAACCGUAGUGGCAUCCUCAUUAACCAAUUGGUUCUACACCAUGGGUAUAUUCACCACAUUAUUCUAUGUCCCAGUAUACUACACCUCAGUCAUGGACUUCACAGCCACCCAAAAUGGAUUAAGAUUGAUUCCAAAUUUCGUAGGGGUAUCCUUUGGAUCUGUCGGUGCUGGACUCUAUAUGAAGAAAACUGGUCGUUAUUACAAACUUGCAGUCAUAGCUGGUAUUGUUUCCGUAUUGGGUGUAUCUAGAAUCGUGGCAAUCACCCCGUCUAUACCUACUUGGCAACAACUUUUGUUGUUAUUGCCUUCUGGGUUGGGAUAUUCGUGCUUGUUAACAAUCACAUUGCUUGCAUUAAUAGCGGCCGUACCAAUGAAGUAUCAAGCCUGUACUACUUCGAUUCAAUAUACGUUCAGAGCAACUGGGUCUACUUUGGGAGUUUCCAUCGCAUCGGCAAUUUUUCAGAAUGUGUUGUUGAUAAGAUUGACCAAAUCUAUUAAUGAUCUCGUUAGUGAUCAGAAACAAGCAUCCAAGAUUAUUGAAAAGGCAUUAGCGAAUACUAAUUAUAUUCGAGACGCACCAAAAUAUGUUCGUGGAGCAAUUAGGGAAUCAUAUGCUGAUGGAUGCAGAGGUGCGUUUAUAUUCGCAUUGGUUACGGUUGUACUUGGAUAUGUUUCUUCAUUAUUCAUGAGAGAACAUAAGUUACAUACCAGUAUGAAUAGGGAUUAG